GGGGGGGGGCGGCGGCGCGGGGGGGGGCCGAGCCCGACACCGACCCGGCGGCGGCGGCUGCAGCGCGCGGAGCCAUGAAGACCCCGGCGGACGCAGGCUUCGCCUUCCCGGACUGGGCGUACAAGCCGGAGUCGAGCCCGGGCUCGCGGCAGAUCCAGCUGUGGCACUUCAUCCUGGAGCUGCUGCGCAAGGAGGAGUACCAGGACGUCAUCGCCUGGCAGGGCGACUACGGCGAGUUCGUCAUCAAGGACCCCGACGAGGUGGCCCGGCUCUGGGGCGUCCGCAAGUGCAAGCCCCAGAUGAACUACGACAAGCUGAGCCGGGCGCUGAGGUACUACUACAACAAGCGGAUCCUGCACAAGACCAAGGGGAAGCGCUUCACCUACAAGUUCAACUUCAACAAGCUGGUGCUGGUCAACUACCCCUUCAUCGACGUGGGGCUGGCGGGCGGCCCGGUGCCCCAGAGCGCCCCGCCGGCGCCCUCGGGGGGGUCCCACUUCCGCUUCCCUCCCGCCGCCGCCGCCGCCGCCGCCGCCGCCGUGCCGCCGCCGCCGGACGCGCUGUCGCCGGGCGCCGAGGAGCUGCGCUCGCCCGGCGGCGUCUUCGCGGCCGCCGUCUCGCGGCGCCUGGCCCGCGGCUCCGUCAGCGACUGCAGCGACGCCACGUCGGCCACCUCGGAGCUGGAGGAGCCGCUGGGCGACGAGCGGGGCGGCCGCGGCGGAGAGGCCUUCCGCGGGCCGCCGCUGCCCGGCCACGGCCGCCCGCCGCCGGCGGACGCGGGGCUCUUCCGCCUCUACGCGCGCCCGCGGGCGCCCGAGCCGCUGAGCCCCUUCGCCGCCUCGCCGCUGGCCGCCCCCGGCGCCCUGCUGCCGCCGCCGCUCUCCCCGGCGCUGCCGCUGACCCCCACCCACCUGCCCUACAGCCCCUCGCCCACCCUCAGCCCCAUGUUCGGCGGCGCCGGGGCGGCCGCGCCGUCGUCGCGGUUCUCCUUCAACCCCGAGGACAUGCAGCGGUACCUGCAGGCGCACGCGCAGAGCGUCUACAACUACCACCUGAGCCCCCGCGCCUUCCUGCACUACCCGGCGCUGGUGGUGCCGCAGCCCCAGCGCCCCGAGAAGCCCCCGGCGCCCGUGGAGCCGCCCCCGCCGCCCGCCCCGGCCCCCUUCAAGUUCAAGCUGCAGCCGCCGCCGCCGGGGCGACGCAACCGGGACAAGGCGCCGCCGCCGCCAUCAUCGUCGUCGUCGUCGUCCCCCGCCGAGGAAGGUGCCGCCAUGGCGGAGCCGCCGCUGCCCCACAUCAAGGUGGAGCCCAUCUCGGAGGGGGAGUCGGAGGAGGUGGAGGUGACGGACGUCAGCGAGGAGGAGGAGGAGGAGGAGGAGGAGGAGGACGAGGAGGUGUUCAAGGCGCCGCCGCCGCCCGAGGAGCCCCCGCCGCCGCCCCCCCGCCGCCCCCCGCCCCGCGUCCCCCUCAAGCUCCGCUUCAAGCGCCGCUGGAGCGAGGAGCGGCGGCAGGAGCAGCAGCAGCAGCAGGAGGAGGCCGGGGGGGGCCUCCCGCCCCCCCCUGACGCCGACGCCCCCCCCGACAACGACAAGAAGGCCAAGGGGGGGGACGACGUGGCGGCGGCGGGGGGGGCCGCGAUGGCCCCCGGCGGGCGCCGGGUCAGCGCCGAGCUGCAGCGCGCCACGGCCCAGCUCUCCCUGGACUCCUAAUCGCCCCCCCGGGGGGGCCGGGACGGGCUGGGGGGGGCCGGUGUCAGGUUUUUUUGGGGGGGGGGACACACGAGCGACCCCCCCCCCCGGGACUCGCCGAUCUGCUGCCUUAACUCGGAGCUCGCUCCCCCCCCGGCCGGCGGCGUUUCUGCCCCCCUGAGCUGAAAAGUGACUUUUUUUUUAAGGGGGGGGGCACAGCAAUUCCCCCCCCCAAAAAAACUGGUUUUACUUAUGGUUUUUGGGGCUGUUUAAGGCCGCUGCAGCCCUGGAGCGGCUCUGUUUCAAGGGGGGGGGACGUGGCAGUAGGGGGGGGUUAUAUGCAGGGAACAGCCCUCCCCCGCCCCUCCCCCCACUGCUUUUGGGUUUUUUUUCCGUUUCGUUGCAACCUCCUCGAUUUCCCCGUGUUUAUAUAAAAUCUUCCCCCUCGGGGGGGCUCUGGGGGGGGAGGAAGGACUUGGGGGGGCCUUUAAAUGGGGGAGGGGGUCGUUCCCCCCUCCCGCCCCCCCCUCAGGUGAAAAAGGGGCUUUUUAAGCACAAAGACGGUUUCUGUUGUCGAACUCCGGCACGGCGUGCGGGGGGGGGGGGGGCUUUGCCGUGUCCCCCCCCCGGCCAGGGGGAGCCGGGGCCCGGCCGGGUCUCCGUGGAGGAAAAGGGCUGCGGGGGCCCGACCCCAGGCUGGGGGGGGGGGGGUGAUGCCCCCCCCCCGGCCCCACAGCGGGGUGUCCCUGUACAAAUGGCUUUAUAUAACCAAAAAAACGGGGGGGCGGGCGCGGCCCGACCCACCGGGGGGGGGCGGGGGGGGCUCGGGGGUUUCUUAAGUGCCUGUUGAUGAACUGUCGCCGUGGGACCGGGGGGGGGGGGGAAACACAGGCCUGCCCCCCCCAGCACCCCCAGCAUGGGGUGGGGGGGCCUGAACUGACAUUUUUCGCCCCAAUUCCAGCCGCCCCCCCACUUUGUCCCCCCCCAUCCCCCCAGAUGAGGGGGGGCUCAGGGCCUGCCCCGUCCCCGGGAGCUGGGGGGGGCGGCGGGGGGGGCAGAGCCCGGUUGGGGGCCAGGGCACCGGGUGGGGGGGCGGGGGGGCAGGGUUUAUCCGAAGCCUUAUUGAAAUCCUUGUACAUAGGGGGGGGCGGGGGCGGCGGUCGCAUUUUAAGAAUGUAUAAAGGAAAAACAAUAAAACUUUCGCAGUUUG
Messenger RNA from Dromaius novaehollandiae (emu), 2898 nucleotides. It is a transcript of the gene ERF, whose product is annotated as ETS2 repressor factor. The record is from RefSeq and is a predicted model, not a curated record. The transcript is spliced from 4 exons. Lineage: Eukaryota; Metazoa; Chordata; Aves; Casuariiformes; Dromaiidae. The coding region runs from base 75 to 1709 and encodes 544 amino acids. Gene Ontology annotation, molecular function: DNA-binding transcription factor activity, RNA polymerase II-specific; sequence-specific DNA binding. Gene Ontology annotation, cellular component: nucleus. Gene Ontology annotation, biological process: cell differentiation; regulation of transcription by RNA polymerase II.